Iphiclides podalirius (scarce swallowtail) is the source of this 534-nucleotide messenger RNA. NCBI's taxonomy places the organism in Eukaryota, Metazoa, Arthropoda, Insecta, Lepidoptera, Papilionidae. The record is from the annotation of a GenBank genome assembly.
AUGCCAAUGCGCAUGCAUAUAACUUUCACUGUCAUCGAUACCGUCUCGAGGACUGUAGUCGGCGAAAAACCAGCGAAAAUGGCAGCUGAGGGUGAAGCACCAGGCGGUCUAGCGCCUGCCGAGCCUCAGACCGGACCCGAUGGCGAGAUCAUCGGUGGACCCCGCACGCCGCAGCAGAUCGCCGCCCAACGAAGGCUUCAGCAGACGCAAGCCCAAGUUGAUGAGGUGGUGGACAUUAUGAAGUCCAAUGUUGAAAAAGUACUUGACAGAGAUGCAAAACUAUCAGAAUUGGAUGAUAGAGCUAAUGCUCUUCAGCAAGGCGCUUCACAGUUUGAGCAACAAGCGAAGAGCUUGAAGAAUAAAUUUUGGUUACAAAACUUAAAGAUGAUGAUUAUAAUGGGUGUUAUUGGGCUUAUAAUAAUUGGAUUGUUAUUUGUUCGGUACCGCGGCACGCCGACUAUGACUGGUAUUUCAACAGUUGCUUCGGGCGCAAUCGACAAUAAUAGCACUGCACCGGUGUCUAAGGAUUGUGAG